Molecule: messenger RNA, 1232 nt
Organism: Jatropha curcas
Lineage: Eukaryota; Viridiplantae; Streptophyta; Magnoliopsida; Malpighiales; Euphorbiaceae
Product: putative CCR4-associated factor 1 homolog 11
Cellular component (GO): CCR4-NOT complex
Molecular function (GO): nucleic acid binding; poly(A)-specific ribonuclease activity
Source: RefSeq, a predicted model, not a curated record
GCUCCGAUUGCUUGUACCUUUCGUUUUAAAACUUGUACCCUGCCCAUCUUUUCCAUUGUCGAAGAACCACCUUCUCUUCUUAAAGAACAUACCUCGUCUCCUCGCCGUCAUUAAAACUCCUUAUUUAUGAUCGUUUCUUCUCUUCAACAAAGCCAAUCAAAAUUAGGGCUACAGAAAAUCCUAAAUCAACAGUUAUUGACCCGGGUUCAAACGGAUCCCUCUAAGUCCGAUCCAAAACUAUGUCUGACGCCGAUAAACCACCGACCGUACAAUCACGGUCGACGACCCUGCCAGUCGAGGUGCGAUCGGUUUGGGCUGAUAAUCUUGAAUCCGAAUUUAAGCUGAUCCGAUCGUUAAUCGAUAGGUACCCGUUAAUAUCAAUGGAUACGGAGUUCCCUGGCAUUGUAGUCCGGCCUACUGCCGAAGAUCCAUACAAUCGGUAUCGUGAUCCUAACGCGCACUACUUGAAUCUCAAGGCUAAUGUUGAUAUGUUGAAUUUGAUCCAAGUCGGUCUGACGAUCGCUGAUGAUGAAGGUAAUCUGCCACAUCCUGGCACGAAUAGUUGUUGUAUUUGGGAAUUCAAUUUCCGUGAUUUUGAUGCCUCGCGCGAUGCUCACGCGCAUGACUCGGUUGAAAUGUUGAGAAGCCAAGGCAUCGAUUUUGAGAAGAACCGGCAGUUUGGUAUCGACUCAGUUAAAUUCGCUGAACUCAUGAUGUCUUCAGGCCUUGUCUUGAAUGACUCGGUGAGUUGGGUAGCGUUUCACGGCGCUUAUGAUUUCGGUUACUUGGUAAAGUGUUUGACUCAGCGAGUUUUACCGGUGGAAUUAACGGAGUUUCUUGGCAUAGUAAGGUUGUUCUUUGGGGCUAGGGUUUAUGAUGUGAAGCAUUUGAUUCGAUUUUGCGAUCUUUAUGGUGGGUUGGAUCGGGUUGGCAAGGCCCUGGGUGUAGAGCGGGUUAUAGGGAAGAAGCAUCAGGCUGGGUCUGAUAGCUUGUUGACACUGCAUGCGUUUCAGAAAAUAAAAGAGAAGCACUUCAAGAAUGAAUAUGAAGAAAAACUAGACAAGUACGCGGAUGUUUUAUAUGGUUUAGAGGUGUUUUCUUAAUUUGAUUGGCUCUUAAUUGAAUGUAGAUUUUAUCUUCUUUCUGUCUUAGAAAGCAAGUUUCCUUGUAUACAUUUGGGGUUUUAACAAAUAUUAAUAGUAGUCGUUAAUUAAAUUCUUUAAGUUAAUCUA